ACUUUACGAGACGAAUAAGGAUUUUAAGGUUUAAAAAAUUGGUCUCGUAUUUCAUCCUUGUCAGUUAGAUUAGUGGUUCUUCUCAUGGGACUAGCCAAGAUCAGGAAUCUUUUUUAUAUACAUGAUUGAUAUAAAAAAUAUUUUGAAUUUCACUACUUGGAAGAUAAACUCAAAAGGUCUAAAAUGAUUUUUAACUGGAACCUCCACAUUUUAUUAAUCUUCUGCAGCUUGCUCUGCAUUGAAGUGGGUAGUGAUGCAAUACAAUCACUAUCAAGGAAAAGAAGAUAUGUCGUCUUUCCAGAAGGUUCCAGUUUUUCUAUUGCACUAUGUAUGACUGUUCAUACACUAACGCCUGAUGAUAUUUUCACUGAGGGAUUGAAUUGGGGAAUUUCAUACGAUUUACCUAAUGAGAGUAAACCCGAAUCGGCACCAGUUUUGGCAUUGAGAAAGGACAUGUUUAAAUUAAAAAAUAAAGUCAAAAAAAUUCCCAUGAAAGACAAGAAUAAUUAUUACAAGUAUAAAAAUUGGAACACAGAUGACAAAUAUUAUGUUUCGCCGAAUUAUAAAAAAUUUUACAAGCACAAUUACCAUUAUUUACAAAGACGACAUAGAAGAGAUCUCUACAAUAAAUUAGAAGUCAUCAUGAAAGCAAUGGGAUUCGAUGGAAGGAGUUGCAUCCUACGUGCGUUAUGUGAGGCUUCCCAGCGACUUAUGCCAAAAGGAAACACUCUCGUUGAGGAAAUGAUGAGGAUUGCUUUUUCGUUACCACUGAGGAAAGUAUUUCCGUUUGAACCAGAUGAACACCACACGUACACGAAUGCUCAUAAAGCCGGUCAUGAGGGACAGAACUGCCUGUCCAUGUUCCCUGGAUGCACUUUCUCUCUUAUAGACAUGGCCCUUGGGAAAUAUAACACACCCGAAGAUCCACCUUACAAUCCAGAUGCCUCGGAAAGGGUGACUGUAACUUCUGAUACAGAGAGAGCAACGGAAUAAGAUCGAUACAACACUAAGUAAUAUGACAAAUGUUAGAUAUAUGAAUAAUGUAUACAAAUAAAUGUUACACUUAUCAACCCCCAGGGUUUUAACUUUUCUCUUUCUUCUAAUCUUCACAGUAAUAUAACAAAAUACACGGAAAGAAAAAUCUAGUAAUAACUCUGCCGUCCUAAUGAAGAAAUUCGGUUUUUGCAUUCAGGGCGAUUUCAAGAUAUUUAACCCUAGAACGGAAAUAUGAUUUUUUAUACACUAACGGAAAACUGGGGUGGUUUGGAACCCCAGAUUUGAAACAUUUGUAAAAAGUUUCUGUUUCUCUGAAAACAACUCUUAUAUAGUACAUUUUUAUCGUUUUUCAAUACGAAAGACGAUGGUAUAAUUUAUUUUUUAUCAAAGUGUAGAGAAACUUGGAAAAUGUUAAAACAAAAGAGAACAGAAAAUUUAAAAAUUUUGGAAAAUGUAUCCUCUUCUUGUAAUUAUUGCAAUUUCUCAACAAUGUGGUCAGUUUUUAAUCAAUUAAGUGAAUUUUAAAGGUAAAUAAAGACAGUUUAAGAGUAAAAUAUUGACUUUUGCAUUAGUUGAAAAUAUUAAAUUUUUCAAAAAAUGAAGCAAUGAAAAGUAAGGAAAGAACAGCAUUUUAAUAAGAACUUAUUAAAAUAAUUACAAUUUAUAUUAACUAAUUUUUUAUGCUUUUUUUAAUGGCGCUAAAAUAUUCCAGAAAUGUUUAUUUUCUAUAAGCAAAAUGUCGAUUACUGCUCGAAAUUUAUUUUUAAAUCUUGGAAAUACUGCAAGAGUCGAUACCUGCAAGUACCGAACUUUUCAAACUGAUUUCACGAAAGCAGAGUAACGAAAGACUAAUUUACUCUAAAAUUAAUUAUUAUUUAUGAAUCAUAAUUAUAACUACAGCUAUAUUGUUUUUUUGUAACGAAUCCAGUGAUAUAAAAACUAGUUUUGCAUAAAAAUGUCAAAU
Molecule: messenger RNA, 1960 nt
Organism: Leptopilina heterotoma
Lineage: Eukaryota; Metazoa; Arthropoda; Insecta; Hymenoptera; Figitidae
Exons: 6
Coding region: 184-993 (269 amino acids)
Source: RefSeq, a predicted model, not a curated record